AUGGCCGGCGCGGGUGAAGCGGUCGUGGUGGGCGUGCGUGUGAGGCCCUUCAAUGACCGGGAGAUCAACUUGAAUGCGGUGACCUGCAUUGAAAUGGAAGGGCCCACCACGCGGAUCCGGAAUGUGGACUCGGGCGACGAGAAAGCGUUUACCUUUGACGAGUCCUUCUGGAGCCACGACGGCUUCGAGGAUGACGGCACUGGCUACCUGCGGCCGGUGGGUGGAAGUAAAUACGCAGAUCAGAGAUACGUGUUCGAUACUUUUGGGCAGAGAGUUCUGGACAAUGCCUGGAAUGGCUUCCACUGCUGUUUGUUUGCCUAUGGUCAGACAGGAGCUGGCAAGAGCUAUUCUAUGGUUGGCUAUGGCAACAACAAGGGCAUUGUGCCGAUCUCAUGCGAGGAGAUUUUCUCCCGCAUCGGCAAGGAGAAGGAUCCCACCAAGCGGUACGAAGUCACCGUCUCAAUGAUUGAGAUCUACAACGAGGCAAUCCAGGACUUGCUUAUCGACCCCCAGCAGAGACCAAAGAAGGGCUUGGAGAUUCGAGAGUCCAAGGCCCUGGGCAUCUACAUCGAUGGUGUGAUCAAGCGGCCGGUGGAGAGCUACGAGUCCAUCGAGACCACCAUUGAGGAAGCCACCAACCACAGAAGAACAGUGGGGUCCACCCUCAUGAACGCGACGUCCAGCAGGGCGCACACAGUGCAGAUCAUUGAGUUCAAGGCCGUGAAGGAUGGCUCGGCCAUGGUGUCCAUGAUCAACCUGGUGGAUCUCGCCGGCAGUGAGAAGGCCGGGCAGACGGGCGCUACCGGAGAUCGCCUCAAAGAGGGCUCCAUGAUCAACAAGUCCCUCAGUGCUCUGGGCAACGUCAUCGAGAAGCUGGCGGAAAAAGGCUCCGAGAAGAAGAAGAAUGUCUUGAUCCCCUACCGCGAGUCCAAGCUCACGCGGCUGCUGCAGAAUGCGCUGGGCGGGUCCAGCAAGACCAUCAUGAUUUGCGCUCUCUCGCCGGCCUCUUCCAACCACGAAGAGACCCUGUCAACUCUGCGGUACGCAGACCGGGCGAAGAAGAUCAAGAAUCAUGCUGUGGUGAAUGAGAACCCUCAGGAGCGGCUCAUGCGGGAGCUGCGUGAAGAGAAUGAGAAGCUCAAGAAUAUCUUUGUGGGGAUGCAGAGCGGCGUGAUGCCUGACGCGAAAAGUAUUGAGGAGAUGGGCUUGCGGCAGCAAGAGAUCGCUGCCAUGGAAGGGGCGCUGGCGGAGUUGAACAAGAGCUGGGAAGAGAAGGUGGCGGAAGCGAAGGAGCAGCAAGAAGCUGCGCGGCGGCGGCGGUCUUCUCUGGCGGUGGACUCGCAGCAGCCCAUGAUGGUCAACCUCAACGAGGAUAAGACCCUGACCGGCAGAAUCCGGCACGCCUUCGCCGAGGGCCGGAACUUGAUCGGUGGGCUCGGAGACGAGGAUAGCGAUUCCGAUGACUCCGAUGACAGCUCGGAUGAGAGCAGUUCAGGCAGCGCCAAGGGUACCUUGGAGGAGCAUCCGCAGAUCGAGCUGGGGGAGGGCGUGCGGAGCCUGGCCGUGGUCUUCCGGGACCAGGACGACUGCAUUUUGUACGCCGCCAGCUACGAGGGCCUUACAAAAACCUACGUUAACGGCAAGAGUCUGCAGCAGCUGCUGACCGACCAAGGCGUUGACGAGAAAGACCAGAUUUGCCGGCAGCAGCAGAAGCCAGAGACCUCCGGCAUCGAGCUGACGCACAAGGACAUCCUGGUCUUUGAAAGGCACUUCUUUGUCUUUGUGUCCCCGUCAUUCUGCGCGCCGGAGAUCCUCAUUGCCAGCGGCCAGGUGGACUUUGCUCAGGCCAAGCGCGAGUGGCAAAUGGAGCAGCUCUCGGGUAUUCACUCCUCGCUGAUUGCGGGCAGCCGGGUGGGCAUCGCCGGCGGCCGCACCGAGGAGCUCGUGGAGAUGGAGACGGUCGUCGAGGCGCAGAAAGCGGAGAUCGCCGAGCUCAAGAGAGAGCUGGCCACUGCCAAGGCGGAGAUCGACCGCUACAAGAAGAUUGCAGGCGGGCGUCUGACAGCGGCGGCGGUGGCCAAUCUGCUGGGUGGGGAGAUGAGCGGGGAGGGGGAUGUAGAUGCACAGCCGGAGAAGAUCUCCGACGUCAUCAAGAAGACCUUUGCAGAUGCCAUCGACAAGAUGAGCGCUGUGGACGCAAUCUUUGCCAAGAAGGUGUCCUGGCGAGAGCUGCGGGAAGGUAUGCGCCCCAAAGGCGGAGCGCCUAACGGCAUCCUGAGGUCGGGCAAAGACUCGCCCCGGCGGCAAAUGCGGCUUGGGCUUCAUGGGCCCUGGCUUUGCGUUUUUACGGUGCAAAAUGACCCCGGCGCUCUUCAGCCCAUUUUUGACACCCCGAUUGGAGCCAAAGAUCUGGCCAACGCCAUGCGCUCCCGGGGCGGCACGGAGGAGAGCGAAACGGAAGGGACAGGGUACGGGCCAAAACUGGAGCUCUUCGGACCACAUUUGAAGGACACCAAGAGGUCCAAAGAGAAGGCCUCCACUCCUUGCGGCGCGCCGGGGGGGGUGGGCUUGCCACGGAUUUGGACCUUGCCGGCGCCCACUUUGGUCUCCAAAGUCACCCUGCUGCGGCAGUCCUGGCACCUGAGCGAGGCCCGGCCGACAUUGGGAGGUGACUACAAGAAGACUUCCUUUCGAUGGAACAUACGCCACAUGCUGUCGCAGCCCAACGGGUCUCACAAAGUAGACAAUCUUGUGCUGAAGGAGCCUCCGCUGCUUCAGGCGAAGCUGGACAAGGCCGAACAGGAGCUGAAAGGCCUUCGAGCCAAAGUGGCGGAGGUGCCCUUGCUCCCCCCUGGGCGGGCGGGCCAGGGCCGAAGGAUGAAAGGAAAGUCCUGGCCCGCGCGGCCGGCAGCCGGCGUCAGGCCGGCCAGACCCGCAGCGGCCACUCCGAGGCCAGCCUCUCCGGCAGGUGUGAGGCCGCCCCAGAAGGUGGCGGGUGUGCGACCCGCAGGGCCGCAAGGUGUUCGACCUGGUGCCCCGCGGCCGCAAACUCCUGUGCAAGCGCCUGGCGUGAAGCGGCCAGGAGAGGUGGCCGCAGCUGGUGGGGUCAUCAAGAAGCCAGCCUUGCCGGCAACCGCAGUGGGGAAGGAUGCCCCCAAGUUCAGCGUGACCAGCCAAUCCAAGACAGAUGACAUUGGCAUCCAGACCUUGGUGGGCGACUAUGCGGACAAAGGCGCCAACCACGGGAAGAGGUUUUACCAGAAGAUCCAGAAGAUUCCGGGGCACGAGGAGAUCAAGGUCUUCCUCUACUUUUGGGACAAUCGAGACGAUGGGGCUGACUUCAGCGGCUGGUGGUUCGGAGAUCAGGUGGGCGGCACGCAGGUGUGGGCGCGCAACCCCUCGCAGUUGCCCAUCCCGCCGCGCACGGGGUGGAAAGUUCCUUGGGACAGCGCUACAGCAAAGCCAGGCCUCCUCUUCGUUGACCCCUUCAAGGCGCCCGCAGCCACUCCUGCGGCCAGCCCUGCGGCGUCACCAGCGACAACGCCAAGGGCGCCGGGCGCGCAAGACACCACGCCCAACGGCCUGUCUGCCAGGGUGAAGAAGGCAACUACUCAGGUGGAGCUUGCCGAGAAAGGCGCCACGGCUGCCGCGCAGAAGGCCAAGACGACCCUUGCGGGCUCGCCAGCGGAGGCGGGGCUGAAGGAGCUGCAGCAGCAGCUGGCGAAGCAGCAGGUGGCGCUGGCGGAGGCCCAGAAGAGCACUACCCAGGAGGUGAACGAGCUCAAGAAGUUGGGCUCGGCUGGGGCUGCAUCGGUCGGGGAAAUCUCCAAGCUGAUGCCCAAGAUCCGCGCGGCUCAGACGGCGCUGGUGGAACAGAGCAACGCGGUUCGCGCGCUGCUGGCGCCCGGCGGUGCUGCGCUCAAGGAAAAGAACAAGGAGAAGGAAGAGAAAGACUUGAAGGAAUUUGAAGAGGGACUGCCGGCAGCGAAAGAUUUGACCUCGCUGGCUGAGGAGUCGGUCGUGGCCAUUGUCACAAUGGCGGAGCCCAUCAUGUCAAAUCCCCCGCCUGAGGGCAGCGAGGAUCUCAAGAAGGCCCUGGACGAGGUUGAGACCACCGCCACAGACGCCCAGAACAAAAUCACCGAGGCGAGGAAGACCAUUACGCAGAAGCUGGCGACGGCUCGGAGUUAUGCGAUAGAGACGCGCAAGACGGCCAUCGCGGAGUAUGGGGCGCUGCAGGCGAAGCUGACAGAGUCCCAGAAGAAGCUGAUGCCCUUCAGGACCUUCAAGCGAGACUUCCAGGCCAAGGUCAAGGCGAAGCAGGCGCUGGGGGAGCUGGCCGACAAGCUGAGCGCGGCGGAGCUGGAGGUGGAGAAGGCGGCAAUGAUGAGCAUCGCCGCAGAGAGCGGCCAGAUGAGCGAGGAGGAGAUCGCGGCGUGCCAGAAGGUGGCGGAGCCUGCCCAGGCGGCAGUGAUGGCGGCGGUGAAAGAUGUGGAUCUCAAGCUGAAGACAGCGCAGGCCGCUGUGAAGGAGGAGCUUUCCGCCCUCAAGGACCGCGGAAUGGAGCUGAAGAAGAAGUGCGAGACUGUGGUGAGCACCAUGAAGGUUCAGAAGCAAGGCAUCUCAGCGCAGACCAUGGCGGCGACCAUCACCGAGAAGGUGGCGGCCGCCGAAGAGGCGCUGGGCUUGUGCCAGGACGCCGAGAUGCCGUUCCUCAAGGGCAUCGAGGUGCUGCCGCCAGAGGAGUCCGCCCAGGCCAUCGGGGACUGCGAGGCGUCGGCGGCCAAAGCAGAUGCCGCGCUGAACCAGGCACGGACUCUUGUCCGCACCAAGCAGGCGGAGGUGAAGCAGAAGUUCCCCAAGGACUUGCAGGAGAAGACGCUCAAUCAGCUGUCGCAGCUUGGCCUGCGGGUGGAGAACUGCGGCAAGAAGAUUGCCGACUUCAAGAAGGAAACCGCCGAGAGGAAACUGAAUGCUCUGUUGGCGGAGGUGGUGGAAGCCAUCACUGCGGCGGAGCAGAAGGUGAAGGCACACGCAGAGGUGGCGAAAGUGUUCUCGGAGGACUUGAACACUGUGACGGAGGAGUCAAUCAAGGAAGCCAUGGAGAAGGUGGGUGACCUCGAGAAGGAAGCCACUGCAUCCCUGGCGGAGGCCCGAAAGCUGAUGACGGCCAAGCAGAAGGAUGCCAAGGGGCCCGCAGCGAGCGGUGCGAUGCAGAAGCUGCAAGGCCGCGUCAAGACGUCCAUGGAUGAGCUUGGCAAGAACCGCAAGGCGUCUACUUACGGGGACAAGCUCAUCAAGGGCAAGGAGGCCCUGGCAGAGGAGAUGGUGAACGUGGACAAGGCUGAGUCCGAGGUGGCCAAGGUGGAGAAGCUGGCGGUGCCGGUAGAGGCGGUGGAGACCCCCACGGACGAGGAAUGCGCCGAGCUGGGUGAUGCCAUAGUGAGCGCCCAGAACAGCAUCAAGAGUACCACCAAGUCAGUGGAGGCGAAUCUGUCCGUGCCGGUGCCAGCCCUGAAGCUGGCCUUCAACAAAGUCGCGGAGCGCACCAAGAAAGUCCAGGAGCGCCUCGACAAGGUGCUGGCCGGCAAGAAGGGCCUACGGGAGCGUUCCCUGGGCGAGGCAUAUGUCCGUGAGGGCAAGAAGAAGACGGACCAUGUGGACAGCCUUGUGGAGAAGGUGAACGACGCUGAGCUCCCAUUCCUGAAAGGCAUCGAGGUGCUGCCUCUGACUGAGGCGGCCUCCACCAUCGAGUGCUCCGAGAAGGCGGCCGGGGAGCUGCAGCUGGGCAUCACCGAGGCGCGGAAUUUCCUGGCAGCGAAGAGCGUGGAGCUUCGGGCCUUCUCCGACAAGGAGAAGAGCAAGCCGCUUCUGGAGGAGCUCACGUCUCUCACCUCCCGUAUCAACUCUGCGGCGCAGAAACAUGCAUCGUUCAAAAAGGACACAGAUGCCCGGAAGAAGAACGCGUCGCUGCAGGAGGCCCAAGAGCGCCUCGCCAAGCUGCAGCAGGAGGUGGACAAGGUCACAGAGAGCGUCACACCACUCGACGACGAGGAAGUUGCUGAGAAGCUCGGAAACGACGAGGCGAAAGCCAUCUGCGAGAAGGUGAGCGAGCAGGCCAAGGCUGCGCAGGAGUCCCUGGACCAGGUGAGGCACUUCCUCACGGCGAGGCAGAAGGAGAACCAGGGCAAUGCACAAAACACCGAGACCGUGAAGGGCCUACAGGGCAAGCUGGCGGCGGCAAACACGGCGCUGACCAAGGCGAAGAAGAUCGUGUCUACCCGGGAGGGCGCCUUUGUGGCGAAGGAGCUCAUGGCCGAGGUGGAGCAGAUGAUGUCUUCCCUGGACACUGAGGUGAAGGCGGUGGAGACGGCCUGCGCGCCGCUGCUGGAGGGCGGCGAGGAGUUCCUGGUCGCGGCGAGCCUGAAGACGCUGGCGGCGGCCUGGCGCGCCCACAUGACCGAGAAGAGUCUGGACAUCGACGGUCUCUUCAAGGCGAUCGGUGGCGGCAACGCAGUGCCAGAAGCGGACUUCCUCGCCUACCUGGAGAAGCUGCCCGAGGCCAUCGACCACCCAGAGGUGGAGUUUAGCGAGGAGAUCGAAGAAAGGCCAUCGCAAAGGCCAUCGCAAGGCUGGUGGACGCAGAUGGCGAUAGCAUCUCCGCUGCAGCGUUCAAGGAAGUCUUCCGCCAGAAGUUCGCAUGCAUCAACGGGAUCUCGAUGA
Effrenium voratum is the source of this 6723-nucleotide messenger RNA. The record is from the annotation of a GenBank genome assembly. NCBI's taxonomy places the organism in Eukaryota, Dinophyceae, Suessiales, Symbiodiniaceae.